GCGCAGCCUUUAGCCCAGGGCCUGAUCCUGGAGACCCGGAAUCCAGUCCCAUGUCAGACUCCCCCCUGCGUCUCCCUCUGCCUCUCUAUCUCUGUGUGUGUCUCAUGAAUAAAUAAAUAAAAUCUUAAAAAAAAUAAAAAUAAAAAAUCUGACUUUGAACAGAGGCAUCAAGAAAUAGACCUUAAAUUAGCCUUCCUAAACUCGAUUGAAGGUAAAAAAUUACGUGGACAAUCUCAUCUAGAGGGUGUCUUUUCAAAAUUAUGUAAAGAAAGCCAGUUUGAGAGGCCAUACUUUAAAUUUUUAUUCAGCUCACAAGAAGUAUCAUUGUAAUAAUUUGCAUUAAAUUCUGCUUUCAAAAGCCAGAGAACAUUGUAAAUAAACAGUUAAGGUAGAUAAUAGAUCACUAUAAAUAAGGUAGAGAUGAGAAAGUUGAAAACAUAAGUAGUUAGGUUAAUAGAUUGGAGGAAGAUGUUGAUUUUUUUCUUUGAUGACAUUAAUUUUUGGAUUAAAUGUACUGGAGGUCAUGUGAUUCAGGGAGUGAAGGUUACUAACCAAUAUUGGUUUGAUUCCCUUGGAGCCUUAGGGAAUUAAAUGUCCAAUCAGAGAGAGAGAGUGUGGUAUGGUUUCCUCUUUCCUUCAUGUAAGUGUUGAAGUGUUGUGGUUAAUUUUAGGAUGCCUUGCAGGAAGGCAACUGCUUGCUUGUCCAUCAGGCCUUGCGCAAACAGCUGUCACCAUGGAAGUGGAUGGGCGGCAAGGCCCCGCGCAAGCAGCUGGCCACCAAGGCGGCCCGCAAGAGCGCGCCGGCCACGGGCGGCGUCAAGAAGCCGCACCGCUACCGGCCCGGCACGGUGGCCCUGCGCGAGAUCCGGCGCUACCAGAAGUCCACGGAGCUGCUGAUCCGCAAGCUGCCGUUCCAGCGCCUGGUGCGCGAGAUCGCGCAGGACUUCAAGACCGACCUGCGCUUCCAGAGCUCGGCCGUCAUGGCGCUGCAGGAGGCGUGCGAGGCCUACCUGGUGGGGCUCUUCGAGGACACCAACCUCUGUUCUGGUCUCGUCAUGUCUGGUCGCGGCAAGGGCGGGAAGGGGCUGGGCAAGGGCGGCGCCAAGCGCCACCGCAAGGUGCUGCGCGACAACAUCCAGGGCAUCACCAAACCCGCCAUCCGGCGGCUGGCCCGGCGCGGCGGCGUCAAGCGCAUCUCGGGCCUCAUCUACGAGGAGACCCGCGGGGUGCUCAAGGUGUUCCUGGAGAACGUGAUCCGGGACGCCGUCACCUACACGGAGCACGCCAAGCGCAAGACGGUCACGGCCAUGGACGUGGUCUACGCGCUCAAGCGCCAGGGCCGCACCCUCUACGGCUUCGGCGGCUGAGUUCUGACCUCAACACCAGGAAAUCCCAGUUUGCAACCAAAGGCCCUUUUCAGGGCCACCUAUCUAGUCUACAGAAAGAGGUGCUCACUUUGUACUGUCGCUGUGAAUUUCUUACUUCGGCAGAUUACACCUAGUUGGGUCUCUCCAUGUGCCCAGGCUACUGCUCCCGUUCUAAAUUUGACCCCUUAAUGCCUGUCAGUCGUGAGGCAUCCUGGGGGGGCGGGGGCGAGGGGGAAGGACCUGUCCGCCUCGCUUCCACUGAAUUCCAUCCAGAGGUUCUGAUCUUCCUCCAAGACCACCUAAUGUACACGUGCUAUAGGUCCACUUAAAAGGUGCUUUAAUCAAGUGCCUUAGUUUAUUAUAGGACAUAAUCUUAGACUUCCGAGGUCCCUUCAGUUAACAGGUGAUGGUUCUAUGGUCUGCAUGCAACCUGUCCUGACUGUGCGAGCCCAGGUUUUUAGGGUUUAAAUCCCACCUUGCCUAGUAGUAUCAGCAGACUAGGGAAAAAUUGCGUUGGUUUUCUAGUGAGUUCCCGCUUGCUUUCUUGUUCUUAGGUUCUUUAAGCAUGCCACAGACUGCCACCUUACCCCUGUAUCCUUGGUGUGAUCCCAGUGUGUUUGGUUUUGUGGAGAGUCUUAGAG
Molecule: messenger RNA, 2008 nt
Organism: Nyctereutes procyonoides (raccoon dog)
Lineage: Eukaryota; Metazoa; Chordata; Mammalia; Carnivora; Canidae
Exons: 2
Coding region: 744-1367 (207 amino acids)
Biological process (GO): nucleosome assembly
Cellular component (GO): nucleosome
Molecular function (GO): structural constituent of chromatin; DNA binding; protein heterodimerization activity
Source: RefSeq, a predicted model, not a curated record